This is a messenger RNA of Pelmatolapia mariae (spotted tilapia), 858 nucleotides long. It is a transcript of the gene hoxb1b, whose product is annotated as homeobox B1b. The transcript has 2 exons. Gene Ontology annotation, molecular function: RNA polymerase II cis-regulatory region sequence-specific DNA binding; DNA-binding transcription factor activity, RNA polymerase II-specific. Gene Ontology annotation, cellular component: nucleus. Gene Ontology annotation, biological process: regulation of transcription by RNA polymerase II. The record is from RefSeq and is a predicted model, not a curated record. Lineage: Eukaryota; Metazoa; Chordata; Actinopteri; Cichliformes; Cichlidae. Bases 1 to 858 code for a protein of 285 amino acids.
AUGAACUCAUACUUAGAUUACCCCGUGUGCAACCGGGGAGCAAAUAUUUUCAGCGCAAAGGCCGGAUACCACAACUUAAACCAUGGAUAUACAUCCUCCAACUCUUGCGCAACAAGUGAUAGUUACGCACCGGACGGACGUGUAAUGGUCGCAACUUCGGCGCCCCACCAGACUCCGAGCCUCCCUUUGCACCACCAGAACCACGUAGGCUUGGACAUGCCGUUCGCAGGACCGGGCAACUCCGUGUAUGGCUCACCUCUGGAGUACGGACAUCACCAGUACGGCCUCGCCCCCGAGCAGGACCGGAGCUUUAUCCACGCACAAGUCUCACCCCUCGCCACAAACAUGGCUCCCUAUACCGGGGACAGCUGUGGGCCUGGGGUUGCACCGGGAGGCCAGUAUCUGCAUUUUGGCAGCGGGGAUCAGAGGCAGCAAGAAUAUUCAGAAAGUGUUUACACAAGGUUACCGCCUCCAUGUAAGGAAAGGGAUUUGGAGCAUGUGGAGGAAACUUCGAAAACUUUCGACUGGAUGAAAGUGAAGAGGAAUCCUCCCAAAACAGUCGUGUCGGAGUUCGGUGUUCCCGGCCAGCACAACGUGAUCCGCACUAACUUCACCACCAAGCAGCUGACCGAGCUGGAGAAGGAGUUCCACUUCAACAAAUACCUAUCGCGGGCAAGGCGGGUGGAGGUGGCGGCCAGCCUGGAGCUCAAUGAGACGCAGGUGAAAAUCUGGUUUCAGAACCGGAGGAUGAAGCAGAAGAAACGGGAGAAACUGGGCUGUGUUUUAGUCAACACCCCGGCACCAGCGGAGAAACUUUCCACCUCUGAAGCCUCCCCAAAGACAAAAGAGAAAAACUAA